AUGCUUAGAAAGCGCAUGAAUCUCAAUAGGCCGGUUGACUUCGAGGUCGGGGUCGAUGAUCUGCAGCUGUUUCUGCAGUGCGAUUCAAGGGACGGAGUCUCACUAUUCGAUCACACGUCCGGCGUCUCUGUCGCACCUGCUGCUGAUGCUAACAGUGCUGCUCGCUCGCAGUGGUCCACGCGUGAUGCUGCUACCCGUCUUGCUAUUCGUAGUCACCUGCCGUCUGCUGAGCGCACGCACUUUAGCCAGUACAAGACCGCAAAGACUCUGUACGACGCUGUUGUUGCGCGCUACUCCUCCCCUGCCACUGCUGCCCUUAGCCGCCUCAUGCUGCCGUACCUGUUCCCUGACCUAGCUGCUUUUGCCACAGUCGCUGACCUUAUUAUGCAACUCCGCACUAGUGACACCCACUACCGCGCUGCGCUUCCUCGCGAGUUCUGCGCCGCGGACCCCCCCCCUAUGUACAUCACUCUCUACUACUUCGUCACCCGGCUCCCUGACUCCCUUCGCUCGGCCAGGGACCACUUCCUCUCCCUUUGCCCCACCACGCUCACCGUUGACCUCCUCGAGGAGUGCCUCCUUGUGGCAGAGAAGAGUAUAGUCGCUGUAGGAGCCUCUCGUGGUGACCCUCGUGCCCCUUUCUUUGAGGGUUGCUCCCCCGUUCCCCUUUUGCCUUCUGUUGCCUCUGCUGUUGCUGUCGACCUCAUUGGCACCGAGUCGAUUGGCGCUGCGUCUGCUCCUAGUGGGAGGCGCCGCAGUGGCAGGGGUGAUGGAAAGUGGGAGAAUUGGCCGGGUUGA
Closterium sp. NIES-65 is the source of this 798-nucleotide messenger RNA. NCBI's taxonomy places the organism in Eukaryota, Viridiplantae, Streptophyta, Zygnematophyceae, Desmidiales, Closteriaceae. The record is from the annotation of a GenBank genome assembly.